Messenger RNA from Morone saxatilis (striped sea-bass), 3701 nucleotides. RefSeq names its product protein-L-isoaspartate (D-aspartate) O-methyltransferase domain containing 1 (gene pcmtd1). Gene Ontology annotation, cellular component: cytoplasm. Gene Ontology annotation, biological process: protein modification process. Bases 254 to 1333 code for a protein of 359 amino acids. Gene Ontology annotation, molecular function: protein-L-isoaspartate (D-aspartate) O-methyltransferase activity. The record is from RefSeq and is a predicted model, not a curated record. Lineage: Eukaryota; Metazoa; Chordata; Actinopteri; Moronidae. The transcript has 6 exons.
GAGAGAGAGAGGGGGGGGGGGAGGCUGUAAACGUCUGAAAAGCCACUAUCACUGACCGUCGCAUUGCACAUCCAGUUAAUGCGACACGGCGUUGUCACUUGCUGCCUGAAAAUGACCGUUGUCUGAGCUGACGUUUUGAGGAGUCACAAGCGGCAGCAUCCUUCAGCUAAACGUUCAUCUCCAUGCCACUCUGAGGAGGAAUCACUCAUCCUGAGUACGAGUUCGGCCCUUGUGUUUCUCUUCUCUUUUCACCAUGGGGGGAGCCGUGAGCGCUGGGGAGGACAAUGAUGACCUCAUUGAUAAUCUGAAGGAGGCCCAGUAUAUUCGCACAGAAAAAGUUGAACAGGCUUUUCGGGCCAUAGACCGAGGGGACUACUAUCUGGACGGCUACCGGGACAGUGCCUACAAAGACUUGGCGUGGAAGCAUGGCAACAUACACUUGUCCGCUCCGUGUAUAUACUCUGAGGUGAUGGAGGCCCUCAAACUGCAGCCAGCACUUUCUUUCCUCAAUCUGGGCAGCGGAACCGGCUACCUGAGCACAAUGGUUGGCCUUAUUAUAGGGCCAUUUGGUGUGAACCAUGGAGUUGAGCUCCAUAAGGACGUGGUUGAAUAUGCCAGAGAGAAACUGGAUGAUUUCAUAAAGAAUAGUGACAGCUUUGAUAAGUUUGAGUUCUGUGAACCCGUCUUUGUGGUGGGAAAUUGCCUUGAAAUCGCUACAGACAGCCACCAAUACGAUCGCAUUUAUUGUGGUGCAGGAGUGCAGAAAGACCAUGAAAAUUACAUGAAAGUACUGCUCAAAAUUGGAGGCAUUCUGGUAAUGCCUAUAGAGGAUCAGCUGACCCAGAUAACCAGGACUGGCCAGUGCACAUGGGAGAGCAAAAACAUCUUGGCGGUGUCCUUUGCCCCCUUGGUCCAGCAGAGCAGAGCUGAUGGAGAGAAGCCUGACACUGUCCAGCUGCCCCCAGUGACUGUCCGCAGCCUUCAGGAUCUGUCUCGGAUCUACAUACGCCGCACCCUCAGAAACCUGGCCAACGAGGACAGUCAGGGGAAGGAGACGGUGCAAAGAGUUCCUCAGAAGCGCAAACGCAGGCGCUGCCGACGGCGACGCAUCAACACCUACGUUUUUGUAGGCAACCAGCUGAUCCCCCAAAUGGUAGAGAGCGAGGAGGAGGAGCACCCAGAGGAAGCACACAAGGAAGUGGAGGAGGAGGAAGAAAGAGACAUUGGCGACAUUGAAAUCCUCAAGCAAGUGAACGUGUUGAGAGACCAAAUAAUGGCGUUACCACUGCCUGAGUCACUGAAAGCAUAUUUGCUGUAUUACAGAGAGAAAUGACUGAUUCAUUCAAUAUCCACUCUUAAUGGGUGCAGCGCCUGCUGAAAUGCUUUUCUUCACCCUUUUCAGUACAAAUGUAGCAUUAUUUCCAUUAAAUCUUGAUGGCAAAACUGUAACAGAAAGAUACGUCAUAGAUAAUAUUGGAUAAUAAUGUUAUGAUUGUCAUGAGUUGUUUGUUGACAUUUUCUUUUGAUUUGUAUAUCGAAAACAAAAAACAAUGUAAAAAGUAUACUAAAUGAACAUAGUUUCACAAACCCGUUUUGAGAUUCAGAUUUUAUCACAAUGUCAGGAUUUCUGCAGAAGUGUGCAGAUUGAAAAUUGUAUAAAAAAAAAACAAAGUUCUUACUAUAUUUGUUAAAAUAUGAUCAUGCUAAGAAGACUUUUAUUGCAGCUUUUUUAGAAGCUUUGACUUACUCUCGGUGUCAGAUGAUUUAAUGAUACUGAAUGGAGCAAAUGACACUGAAAGGCAAAUAAGGCCACAACCUCCCAUUUUCAGUUCAAGAGUAAGACGUUCUUGCAUAAUCAUGAACGGGACACUUACGUCAUUACUCUUCUUGAUAUUUCAUUUUCAGUCAAUGUGUUUUGUACCUUCCUAUUACAAGAGAUCAUGGAGAGACUAGAUUGGUUCAUAAUUUUUUCUACAGGGCACCUUUUUAAUGUAACUUUUUCUACAGGGUGCUUACAUACUUCUGUUUCCUCACUUUGAGUAGCUGACAUCCUACUUGAUAUGAUACGGUGUUGUAAGCCCUCCCCUCCAUGGUUUUCCUUUCCAUUGUUGAUGCAAAUAGUAUAUUAUUUUGAUUAAUCAUAUCAGAGGUUUAAAAUAAGAUAACGCUGAUGACGGGUGUUCAAUGGUGGUUCGCUUUUUUCUUCUUUAUUUUUGGAGGGAACUGGUUAAGGGGAGAUGUUAGUCAAUAAUGAGUACAUGCAUGAAUAUACUGUAAAUGUGUUGGGUGUUCCUGACUUUGCUUCACAUCUUAUGAUUGAUCACUGGAGGUGAUGUCCCAGGUGAUUAAGUCCGAAAAUAGAAUUAAAAAAAAAAAGGAUUUAAAGAAUAUUAAUCAAUUAGAUGGCCUUUAGACAAAUCUCAAAUUCUGUAUAGUACUGCGUUUUGUUGGUUGUUUUUUUUUUUUAAUCAACAACAAUGCAAACUAGAAUCGCUGAGGAUUUUGAAGCCUUUUGUAUCCUGGACUUGUAGACGUGUCCAGCAAAGCACCUUAUUCUGCAGUCCUCAAGUGAAAAAAAAAAAGGUGCCAUUUUUUGGCUUAAUUUGUAUCGUGGACUGGACUUGUAAUGUAAAUCCUGUUUAAUCAAAGUACAAUUUUGCUUGCGGAACUUCCCUGAUAGUGAUGGCUUCUAAGUGCCAACGUAACCCAUCACAUUAGGACUUCUGUGAGUUUGCUGGCACAGUAAAUUUACCCAAACAAAUGUCAUAUUUAUACAAAAACAUUCCACAGUGAAAAAAAAAGAAAAACAGCACAUCACUGAUAGACGCCACACACUUUUUUUCUUCAUGCUUUUACAGUCAUCUUACUUUGAAUGCAUAAUUUAGUAUUCCAAAAGCUGAGUUGAAUGUUGUUGAUAUUAAUUCUAUUCAAUAUAAAAGUGAUAUAUAUGUAUUGUUAUCAUAUGAUUCUGCAUACAGUUUAAUUUGCAUUUGGUUUGUUGUAGCACCCUCUUGCUGUACUGUAUCUUGACACUGGGAACUCGUAGAUCAAAACUCCACUGCUGUCUGUUAAAUAGAUAAGAUAUAUUAGUGCUAUAGGUCUUCAUUUUGUUCUGGUGUAAUGAAAAAUAUUUUGUUUGAAAACAGGGGUGAUUAUUCUAUUAGUAGUUUUGUGUGUGAAGAGUUAACAUUUAUUUUCUGUAAGUUUUUUUUUUUUUUUACAUUCAUCAGAAAGCUUUGCAAGUAAGCAAUAAUGGAAUAAUUUUUCAGCUUAUAAUUACCAAUAACAACAUAGUCCCAUUUGAUUUGUGUAGUAUCCAUUAAAAUUCACAUGACCAAUUACAGGCAUGUGACAGUUUAUAUACCAUUAUCUAAAAUGUAAUUGCUAAUUAGAGAGCACAUUAAGUAUUGAAAGCAGGGGACCUACAACCUCGACUCUCAGGUCACGCCUUGCACCAAAGUUAAUGGGACUGCUGUGAUUACGUUUAAUGUGGACGAGAGCCGGCUACAAAAAUGGCACCCAGUAAAGACCAAGUCAAAACCAAUUCUGUGCUUUUAUAUUAAGUUAAUUUGUCAAGAGCCAAAACAGUUCUGUUACUGUUUAUCAGGCCCAGGUUAAUUUCUCAUAGUGUGUGCAGUUCAUUCUGAAAAUGUGUUGUUUCUCCGUAAAUGUUUGGCACAAAAAUAAAGGUCACAAUCACA